CAUUGUAAAUAGAAAAAAUAUCCAUCGCACCGAUUGAGUACGUGUUACCCCUAAUUACCGAUAACCAUUUAAAAUUUUGCAGUUGUCGUUUACGACUGCAUGUGGCUUCAAUGGCAUUUCCGUAAUAGUCUAACUUUAUGAUGGAGUCCGCAUCAAAUAGAACAGAUCUGGAUAUGGAACGUGUUUCAAUGUGUUUUCUCUGGAUGGCACUAAUCCAGUUGUACGUGAUAUGUGCAAUCUUCGCCACACAGCUGUACCUGUUGAUAGUGGUAGCGAGGAGACAUCUCCAUCCUACACCGUGGACGUCGGUGUCCGCGGUGGGAAUUCUUUAUACCCUGUAUUAUGGAUAUAUUCUUUUUCGCCUAUUGAGUAGAGACCCUACUAAAUGUACGGACAUUUAUAUUCCUAAUCUAUUGUGUACUGCAUUGAUGUUAACUUUACUCUUUUUAGUCAACAGGAAGGAAUUUAAUAGUGUAAACAAUAUAAUCGUUGUGAGUUUUGUUAGUCUUUCAACUUUGUGUUUAGUUUUGGAAUACAAUAUCAUGGAUAAUACUAACGGAAGACUUGAACAAUCUGCACUAUUUUGUCGAUCAGCUCGAGAUAUGCUACCAAUCUUUGCCCAGGAAUACUUUACAUUGGAUCUCCCAUUAUUAGUGAUUGGGCUUAUUCAACGAAGUGAUGUCUGUUCAUCCUGCAUUGAGUGCAGACAAUGGGAAAAGAUACAAUCGGAUCUCCUCAGACUGUUUUCAUGUGUGCUGUUGAUUUUAAGACCACUUCAGAUAUACUACCUUGCAACCCUGGACUUUCAGUACUCCGACAUAUUUCUCAGUUAUGCCAAUCUCAUGGCAUUUGUUUAUGUUUAUAUAAAGAGUAUAAAAGUUUCUAGCAAAGACAGUGCAGUGGCUACUCAGGAGAUACUCGGUAUAUUGCCGAGCUAUUGGAAAGUGGGAAAAUGAAUACUUAAAUAUACAAACUAAGUAUCAUAAAAACAACAUUUACAAGAAUUUCAAUUGUGCAAUAAAUUUUAAGGCAUUUUUCUAACU
Messenger RNA from Saccostrea echinata, 1043 nucleotides. RefSeq lists its product as uncharacterized. Lineage: Eukaryota; Metazoa; Mollusca; Bivalvia; Ostreida; Ostreidae. The transcript is spliced from 2 exons. The coding region runs from base 138 to 956 and encodes 272 amino acids. The record is from RefSeq and is a predicted model, not a curated record.